GCGGAAGCGGCGGCGCAGCAGGCUGCAGCCUCUGUUUCUGCCCGUCCUCCCAAAAGCAGAAGGACGAUGACAGAAGUAGGCGGACGUGCCCCGACGCCCUUUAACCACGACCGGCGCCUGGGCGAGCUGGGCGGCGGCACCCAAGCCUCGCAGCGGCUCUUGGCUUACAGCGAUGCGCUCUUCUCCAUCAUCGCCACCGUCAUGAUUUUACCUGUGGCACAUACAAAGAUACAUUCAGAUGAGAAACUUGGGGAAAGUGUCCAACAGCUGCUAGCCACCAAAAUUGCUGUUUAUCUGAUGACCUUUUUAAUAGUAACAGUUGCUUGGGCAGCUCAUGUGAGACUUUUUCAGGUGGUUGAACUCAUUGAUGAUGUACUUGCCCUUGCAAAUUUGGCAUGCAUGAUGAGUAUUACUUUUUUGCCAUAUACAUUCUCCUUAAUGGCAUCUUUUCCUGAAGAACCAUUUGGACUUUUCAUGUUUAGUAGCUGUGCUGUUGUAAUUGGUGUCAUCCAGGCAAUGAUUGUAUUAUAUGGCUUCAAACAUUCGUAUCUACUGAAUCAUCAAAUACAGGAAUCUGAAAACACAGCAUUUUACAAAUACCAUAUCUUGAAGAUUAUCCUGAGAGGACCAACGCUGAGCUUUUUGGCCGCCAUUUCCUCAUUUUUCUUCUUUCCAUUGUCAUACAUGUUUCUUGGGCUCAUUGUUUUUUUCCCACUUCUCAGCCAUCUAACCAAAUGGUUUAGAAGCAGAAUUCUUGCAGGUCAAGAGGAGGAGCGCCCCAUAGAAUAUUUUACUUCUUAUCUUAAGGAACCCCUGAGUAAAGAACGAGUGGAAACAUUCAGUGAUGGAGUUUAUGCAAUUGUUGCAACUCUGUUGAUUCUGGACAUAUGUGAAGAUAACGUUCCUGAUGAUAACAUGGUGAAAGAGAAAUACAGAGGUCAUCUUGCUGAAGCACUGAGAGAAUUUGGUCCAAGUUUCCUUGCCUACUUCGGAUCAUUUGUAACCAUCGGUCUUCUCUGGUUUGUCCAUCAUUCUCUCUUCCUCCAUGUGACAAAAGCCACAAAACUGAUGACUCUCCUUAAUACCCUUUCUUUGGCUUUUAUUGGCGGACUGCCUCUCGCUUACCAGCUGACCAGCGAGUUUGCCGAGAAGUCUUACAACGAAAUAGAAGCCAUUCAGAUUAGCUGCGUUACCAUUUUUUUUGCAAGCAUCUUCCAGUUCAGCAUAUGGAUUGCUGCGCUCUUCCAUGAAGUCGAGACAUUGCAUCCUUUUGCUCGGUACGGUGGCAAAGAGCAUGCCUUCAUGUUUGCAAAGCUUUCUCUCUAUCCCUGCGUGAGCCUGGCAGUCUUCUGCCUGACCUGUGUGGUGAGUGAGCUGAGUACGACUAUUUUUCAUCUCACACAAAUCAUCGUCCCAUUUGCUUUUCUGGUAUUACGCAUCUUCGUCAGAAUUGGUUUGAUGAUACUAAAGUAUAUAAUGUCACUGGCCAGGUCAAAGAACAAUGUUUUAGAAGAAGAAGAAGCCUGUUUAUCCCCAACCGAUAUACUCUCAUAGUUUCCCCUGCACUUUAAGUGGAAAAUCAAGUUACAUGUGCGAAUUAGAGACUUCGGGACUCAACUAAAACUGAAUUGUUCCUUUCUUUAGGGAUGUUCAGCUUUUCCUUUUAUUCAUGGACUGGCGUCUGGAGCAGUGAGCACAUCACCUCAAUAGCCUCAUUGAUCAUAGAUGAUUAGUGAGGAAUCAUAAGAUACUUGGGAGAAAAUAAUGGCAUAAUUAGCAGUUUCUUGGGAAGUGCCAUAGCCAGUAAAGGUGAUAAUAUGAAUGUCCUUAUCCUUUCUGUGGCCAUUAAGUGACCUGGAGGAUGUAUUAACCUGCUAAAUAAUUCCAUGUGUAUCUUGAAUUGUAACCGUAACAGCUGCUGUCAAAUGUGUGUAACCUAGCAAAUCAGUGCAAAGUAACAUGAUUAGCUGAACAAACGAAUUGUGAGUCAACAAAUUACUAUCAACAGU
Thamnophis elegans (Western terrestrial garter snake) is the source of this 2009-nucleotide messenger RNA. It is a transcript of the gene TMEM175, whose product is annotated as transmembrane protein 175. Lineage: Eukaryota; Metazoa; Chordata; Lepidosauria; Squamata; Natricidae. Gene Ontology annotation, cellular component: lysosome; endosome. The record is from RefSeq and is a predicted model, not a curated record. Gene Ontology annotation, molecular function: proton channel activity; potassium ion leak channel activity. The transcript is spliced from 10 exons. Bases 67 to 1554 code for a protein of 495 amino acids.